Camelina sativa (false flax) is the source of this 1902-nucleotide messenger RNA. RefSeq names its product protein PAL OF QUIRKY. Gene Ontology annotation, molecular function: protein binding. NCBI's taxonomy places the organism in Eukaryota, Viridiplantae, Streptophyta, Magnoliopsida, Brassicales, Brassicaceae. The record is from RefSeq and is a predicted model, not a curated record.
GCGUUACCGUCACAGCGAAGCUACAACACAACACCUUUUGGCUUUGAUUCGAUAAAAAAAAAAACCUCGCCGCUUAUAAACGGAGUUUGUCCCCAAACAAAAUAGCAAAAGCAGAAAAAAGAAGCCGCAGAAGUUAAAAAAACCCCCAAAAUCGUACCACCAUGACCACCGUCUCCUCCAUUUCCGCCGCCGUAACGGAAGGCGGGAAUGUUGCUACGCCGAGAUGGAAGAAUAAGGGAAGAAACGGAAAGUUACGGGUGAUGUGUAGGCAUGGCGGUAAUAUAGAUUCACUUCCGCAGACGAAAACGCCGCGCUACGUCGGCGGAGAUACUCGAAUCGUUGCCGUUCCUCCCUCCGCGGAAACGAGUUUCGAUGCGCUUGUUAGCCACCUUAGGGUUACGCUGGGAAUCUCAUAUCCUUUCAAGGUUAAAUAUCAGCUUCCUGGUCAGGAACUAGAUUCGCUUAUCUCCGUCGAGACGGAUGAGGAUAUUCAAAUCAUGAUGGAGGAACAUGGAUACCUCUUCUCCGAGUUUUCGAUUCCUCAAUCGCGAAUCCGAUUGUUUAUAUUCCCAUCAUCGAAAUCACAAUCGAAUGAUGCUGGUGCGACUCAGGGAGAUUCGUCUCAGUGUAAAGCGGAGACUGAUAUCGAUUGGCUUGGAAUCGAAGAGCCUAAGCAUGUUGUUCACGACUCGACUCAACCGGUGCUUCAACACCCAAAGACUGAUUCGUGGUUCGUAGACGCGUUGAAGAGCGCGGAGAUGAUGCAGACGGGGCGCAAUAAUAGUGAGAGUAGCGGAAGCGGAGAUGGUAACGGCGGGAUUUGUGGACAGGAGUCGAUGAUGCUCAAGACUAAUUCGUCCUUUGGCUCAACAUCAUCCUCCGUUUCUUCCAGCAAUUUGCCUCCGAUCAAAAGCACCGACGAGGACAACACAGUCAAUUCGCAGGACAAAUUUGCGCCAGUAGAAUCGGUGACAAGCGACAACACUGCAGUCACCCCAAUCUCUUCUCACGAGCUACCGACGCACUCACAUGUUCUGGAGAACAAGUUGUCUUCAAACUUGUACGAGACAGGGCUAAACAAACCAGUUCCAAUCCCAUUUUCCGGGUAUCCACCAUUUAUGAAUCAAGCUCAACAACAACAUAUACAGGUCAUAUUCACUGGACAUCCUUACAUUGCCGGAAACACACCUAUGCCAUUGCCUGCCACAGCAUACCAUCACCCAAACCACACCCAUUAUCAGCUUCCGCCGCAGCCAUACCCAAUAUACUACAUUCCAGUCGAUCAGUACAGUUCGAGGUAUGUUCAAGCACCGCCUGUGAAUUCUGGCACGGUUCUAAACUCCCACCUAGUUGAUUCCCCAGUGGUCCGCACCGGUAGCCCUCUAGCACCAGAGUUGUCCUCACAUUUUUACCCUCCAGCCAAACCCGUUGAGUCAUCUGUACAAACAUCAAGUGAAGCUGCGCCUAGUACUACUUGCAGAGAUGCUUUCAUCUAUAACACUGACGUCGAUGACAACGAUAUAACUCGUGCUCAGAUUUACAAAUCUCAGCCUCCAGCUCCUAAAGUGCCGUCGCAGUGUCAAACCAAGAUGCUAACCGAAGCUUUGGGUCAGUUACACACCCACAAUUCUUGAGAGAACUAAGAGUCCAUACUUUUUUUUUUGGUCAAAGAAUCCAUACUCAUGUUGCUGCACUUUCGGGUAUUUGGUUUUACAGGUUUGUUUUGGUUCCCAUACAUAUUAUACAUGCUUCUGCUUUUUAUCUCUUUCAGUCAUGGUGACCCUUGUUUCACUUUAUUUUUUACUCACUUUGUUGUAACAACGAAUUUUUACGGGUAUUUUUUUAAUCUUUCCAAAAACAUCUUAUAAAGAAGUUAGUAAUAUCAAUACUUUCAGUUUUGUC